Aspergillus steynii IBT 23096 is the source of this 2171-nucleotide messenger RNA. RefSeq names its product taxilin. Lineage: Eukaryota; Fungi; Ascomycota; Eurotiomycetes; Eurotiales; Aspergillaceae. The coding region runs from base 446 to 1762 and encodes 438 amino acids. Gene Ontology annotation, molecular function: syntaxin binding. The transcript is spliced from 5 exons. The record is from RefSeq and is a predicted model, not a curated record.
CUUGACCCUCUGCGACCUCCCACGACCCGAUUUCUGUCCCGAUUUCUCGGUUCCCGUGUGCUUUCGCCCGUGAGACUUUCGCUGGCUCUGCAGAACUUGGUUGCAUCGGGAGUCUGUGUGAUCCCAUUACCUCCGAGUUCUGCAAGUCUGUCAAAUAGGCCACCCAGGUACUCCGCUAGUGUCGAAACGUCGAUUCGAUCCAAGAGUCGCCGACGAUCGCCUUGUGUGCUCUUGAAACCUCGAGAUCUUCCGUAUCCGUCGGUGUGACCGGGGUUGGAAUUGACCGUUGUAGUGUCUUUGCGUCAGAACUCCGGAUCCAACCAAACCUCACCCACCGUUCCGUCUUCGCAUUUUUUCCCUUCCGAGCACCAGCCUCGCGACAACCGCCGACAAGUCCGCACGCCGCACAACCUGGUCCGCUCCACCGCGUGAGAAGUCCUUCGCCAUGUCGUCGGCUGCAAUGUCCAAAAAGAAUAAGGGGAAGAAGGUGGCGGAUCCCAAUGAGACGUCGAAGCUCUUGGCGGCAAAGAUCUCUCAGUUGGAACAAGAUGCCGCCGGAGAGAAGGACCAAGAACAGGAAAUCGAGCGUGAAGUCAAGAAGGCCACUCGAGACUUGAACCAACUUCUCAGCAACAUUGAAUCCCCGAUGACUCGCCUGGAGACUGUUCACAAGAAGUAUACCGAACUUUUGGCGGAUAUGAAAAAGCUGGAUCGCGAUUAUGCCAAGAGCAAAAAGCGGGCAGACCAGUUGCAAAAGGAUCAGGACAAGGGGAAAUCGGAAUUGAGCAAGACCGUUACGAUGAAGGAUAAACUCGAAAAGCUGUGCAGGGAGCUUACCAAAGAAAAUAAAAAAGUCAAGGACGAAAACAAGAAACUAGAAGACACGGAGAAGAAGGCGAGGUUGAUCGUCAACGAGCGCUUAGAUUCACUUUUAAACGGCAUUCAAGAGGUCAUGAACGCCAAAGGUAGUUCACGAAGCGACAAGGUGGACAUCGACUUGGACGAAGCUCUACGUGCGAAGAUCAAGACCAUCGGCGAGAAGUUUGAGAUGCGAGAAGGGCACUAUCGAACGCUCCUCCGCAGCAAAGACUCGGAGAUACAAUGUCUCACCGCCAAGUACGAAGAGCAACGUCGAGCCGCGGAGAACGAAGCCGCCCGUUGUCGCGCCCUCAGUUCCCAGGUCUCUACGUUCUCGCACACCGAGGCGGAGCUGCGCAGUCAACUCAACAUCUAUGUGGAGAAGUUUAAACAGGUGGAGGAUACGCUAAACAACAGCAACGAACUCUUCCUUACUUUCCGCAAAGAGAUGGAGGAGAUGUCGAAGAAGACGAAGCGCUUAGAGAAGGAGAACCUCACGCUCACCCGCAAACACGACCAGACGAAUCGCAAUAUAUUGGAAAUGGCGGAGGAGCGCACAAGGAAUCAUGAAGAACUGGAGAAAUGGCGGAAGAAAAGCCAUCAUCUCGAAGCUCUUUGCCGGCGGAUGCAAGCCCAGGGCCGAGGUCAAGGGCUUGCGGCCGACCUCGACGGCGACGAUGAGGGCACGGAGAGCGAAUACGAUGAGGACUACGAGGAUGAAGAUGAUGACGAGGAGGGCAUCAGCGACGACGAGUACGAGCUUGAAAGCACCGACCGCGACAUCAACGGAGACCGCAGCGUACCGCAACAACCGGAGAAGCCCGUGUUUGGACCGCCUCCUCCGCCGAAUCUGCUGGAGGCGCGGGCCAACGGAAACAAGGCGGUGAUGAAUGGAUGCCAUUAGCAAAAUCCUAUGGUAGAGGAGGGGAUGAGAGGGGAGACAUGGGCUUUUUUCCAAGCCAGACCUGUGGCCAGCAGUCGGGGAAAGGGCCCCGUUCGAUCCGAGGGUGAGCGCACAUACUUUUGUGUACUGAUGCACAUACCAUCUGUCUUUGAGAGAUACGUGUACUGGCAAACAGUUGGGAUAACACUGGAUAUGUUUUGAGUGUGCCUGCCUCUGUUCGCGAUUCCUGGAAAAGAAGUCUUUUGAGUCGGUCGUAUGUGCAUCGCUCUUGUCCAUCAGGUUUUUGCACAUGACAUCAUGGUCUAUUUUUAAUUUGGUUCAAUUCAGUCCUGUACUUGUACAUGUUAGAUCAGCACCCUAAACGUACGUAUCAUGGUUUCAUGAAGAUACAAAAAAAAAAAGUUCACUG